This is a messenger RNA of Lynx canadensis (Canada lynx), 927 nucleotides long. Its product is annotated as olfactory receptor 11H2-like. The record is from RefSeq and is a predicted model, not a curated record. Gene Ontology annotation, molecular function: G protein-coupled receptor activity; olfactory receptor activity. Lineage: Eukaryota; Metazoa; Chordata; Mammalia; Carnivora; Felidae. Gene Ontology annotation, biological process: G protein-coupled receptor signaling pathway. The annotation marks the transcript as partial. Gene Ontology annotation, cellular component: membrane. The transcript has a single exon.
AUGAACAUCUCUGGAUCAGGAUCCUCUUCUGAGUCAGUGAGAGAAUUCAUCCUUCUGGGUUUUCCCUGCAGCAGGAAGAUUCAGGUCAUCCUGUUUAUGUUCUUCUCCAUCAUCUACCUCCUGACUCUCAUGGGAAAUGGAGCCAUUAUCUGUGCUGUUUUUUGGGAUCAACAUCUCCACACCCCCAUGUACAUCCUGCUUGGGAAUUUUGCAUUCCUGGAGAUCUGGUAUGUCAAUUCCACUGUUCCAAACACACUGAUUGACUUCCUCUCAGAGACCAAGACCAUCUCUUUCACUGGAUGCUUCCUUCAAUUAUAUUUUUUCUUUUCCAUGGGCUCCACUGAAUGCUUCUUUCUCUCAGCAAUGGCCUUUGAUCGCUAUUUUGCCAUCUGUCAUCCUCUGCAUUAUGCCACAGUUAUGACCAGACAACAGUCUUUCAACCUAGCAAUUUCCUGUUGGGUAUGUGGCUUUCUCUGGUAUCUGGUACCUGUUAUUCUCAUCUCCCAACUGCCUUUCUGUGGUCCUAAUGCAAUUGACCACUUUGUAUGUGACUCAGGCCCACUGCUGACCCUUUCAUGUGCUCCUGCCCCCGUGUCCAAGCUCAUCAGCUAUACCCUAAGCUCCCUCAUCAUCCUCCUUAGCUUUUUCUUCAUCCUCAUCUCCUAUGCCCUGGUUCUACUUGCUGUGCUUCAGUUGCCCUCAGCAUCCAGUCGGCAUAAGGCCUUUUCAACAUGUGGAUCCCAUUUGUCCGUGGUGCUGUUAUUCUACAGCACGAUUAUGGUGAUGCAUGUGAGCCCUGGAUCCAGCCAUUCUACCCUGAUGCCAAAGAUCAUGACCUUGUUCUAUGCAAUGGUGACUCCACUCUUCAACCCUUUGAUUUAUAGUCUUAGGAAUAAGGAAAUGAAAAAUGCUCUCUGGAAAGUUCUG